Molecule: messenger RNA, 682 nt
Organism: Owenia fusiformis
Lineage: Eukaryota; Metazoa; Annelida; Polychaeta; Sabellida; Oweniidae
Source: the annotation of a GenBank genome assembly
AUGACGUACAUUAUUGAGAUGUCGAUUCUUGCCUUCAUGUCAAUGUCAGUGGCAGAAGUUGCUGCUGGCUCAUCAUGUCUCCAAGAAUUAGAAAACGAUAUAGCUGCCAUGAAGAGGGAUAUAGAAAAACUCAAUGCAAUAGCUUUCCCCGGGGUUGCAAAAAGUGAGUGUAUUGGCGAAUUCUUGGUGACUAGCGAAACCCACAUGAUUCCUGAUAGCAGCCUGACUGCUUCAACGGUACACUCCGCAGGGCAUGGCACCAGCAAAUUAAGACUUGGAGGAACUGGUUACUGGGCUCCGAAGGUAAAUGAUGAGAACCAGUGGAUUCAGGCUGACUUAGGCGAAGAGAUGCAAGUUUCUGGUGUGGUAACACAAGGCGCAGGUAGACUUCCCGAGUGGUUGAAAUCAUACAAAAUUGCUUACAGCCAACAAGGGACUCAGUUUACUGUAGUUGUCAAGAACGGACAUAAGAUAUUCCGUGGUAAUAAGGAUGCUUCUACACCAGUAUUGAACAUGUUUUCGGCUGUUCGAGCAAGAUACAUACGCAUCAUACCAGUGGUUUGGCAACAACAUAUUGUCUUACGAUUUGAUAUCAUCGGAUGUCACGAUUGAGAAAUAUGAUCAGGAAAUCUACAUUAAACUGAUAUUAAAUAUUAAAUAAUAAUUUGAAAUUUGAGGAUAA